AUGGAGCAAGAAAAGAAGAAUAAAGUUGAAAUAUUAUUCAAAGCUGUUGGUGAUGCACCGAUUAUGAAACAACCGAAAUGGUCGGUAGAUGAAGACAAAACUAUUGCUUGGUUGGCAUCGUUCAUUCGUCAAUAUCUUAAGCUGAAUUCGACGGAGAAUUUGUUCUUCUUUAUCAAUCAGACAUUCGCUCCAUCCUUAGAUCAGACGGUCUCCAAUUUAAAAGAAUGCUAUGCUGUCGGUGAAUCGCGGCUGGUUAUGCAUUACAGUUUAGUUUAUGCGUGGGGCUGA
Messenger RNA from Dracunculus medinensis (Guinea worm), 288 nucleotides. Lineage: Eukaryota; Metazoa; Nematoda; Chromadorea; Rhabditida; Dracunculidae. The record is from the annotation of a GenBank genome assembly.